This is a messenger RNA of Bursaphelenchus okinawaensis, 8681 nucleotides long. The record is from the annotation of a GenBank genome assembly. Lineage: Eukaryota; Metazoa; Nematoda; Chromadorea; Rhabditida; Aphelenchoididae.
AUGUUGGUGACACAAGAAACCGAAAUCGAGAUUUGUCAACGGUUCGUGAAGCUGUCGUGCGAGAAAAUGAUGCAAUCCAAGGGCACGGGCAAGCUGAGAAGAAACCUGCUCAUCCUGCGUUUGUUGAGAAAGGCUAGACAAGACAUGCACAGGUUGGUCUUUUUUUUAAAUUCCUUUUUUUUAAAUUUUAAAAAAUUGAAAAAAUUUUUGAAAAGUUUGUGAUAAAUGUUAAUUUUUUGCCAUUUUUUAUCGAUUACUAAAUUUUAAAAGCAAAUUUCAAAAAAAUUUUAAUACAAUCUAUUGCAUUAAGGUACUAAGAGUACUGUAAGAUAUUUUGCAAAUUUUGAAAAAGCUAAACUUUAAGUUAAAAAUUGAAAAAACUCUGACCAUCCCCCUACCAUCCUCUCUAUCUUCUUACCAUACCCCAGCCAAAACCUUGGUCCUACUGUUAAGUCCAAGCCCCUCCGUCAUAAUAUUUCUUUUUUACGGCUAGCCCUUUUUGUGACCGGUGACAUAAGGCUUUGUUAUGUCAUUCAUGGCCAUCUGUUCGCGAUCUUUGAGCCCCUCCAAGGUAAUCCGAGAACUUUUUCCAGCGCAUUACGCCCUCAAAGUACAAGUUUUGUAGUAAUUUGACGAGGAAAACGUACUUGAAAUGGCAAUGGUAUUUAUGGAAAUGUAUUUUAAUCAAAGUGGCAUUACAGAAUGUUACUUUUGAGAUUUAGAAAUUGGAAAAAAUGGCUGAAAAAUGGCGAAAAAAGCUGAAAAUUGGGCUCAAAAACUGAUUUUUGGUAAAGUAUGGUUAAUAUUUUAAUUCAUAACUCAAAGUAAAGCGUUUACCAUGCAGUAAAAAGCAUGUAACAUCAUUGCCAAUACUAUAGGUUAACUUUCCAUUAAAAUACUUUUUCAAAAUUUUGUCCAAAAAAGCCGUCAUCGCUAAAAAUUUGCAAAAUUUGUGCACUUUUUCGCUCUUUCGGACUCUUUGACAUGUUUCACAUGGAAUUACUAGAAUUACUGACACAUAACUAAUAGUUAUUGACCCAUAUGUCAUAAAAUUUUUUGUCCCGAAUUAAUUCCCGUCUUCCGGCUUAAUUAAAACUUACUGCGACGCCGACUUUAUGCUAAUUAAGGAAUUAGAGUUUGUAAAGGAAAUUGGCCCAAAUUAAUAGUACAAGGCUUGUUAGUACUAGUUUUUAGGCUGUAUGAAGAACUUUUUAAUACGAGGGGUCUUAAAAUGCACGUUUAAAACUUUUUAAAAAAAAAUUCUUUUUGAAAAAAUAUUUUUAUUUUCAUUAAGUUUCUCAAUUCCCCUAAGGCGAUAUGUUCGCUUAAUUAUCAGUAAAGGUCAAUGGGGGAGCAAAGUCUGUCUGAAGGCUUAGGAAACCUAAUCAAUUUGCUUGUAACACCAUUUUAAUGCUUUUGGAGCGAAAAUUGGCUAAAAUUGACUGGUUUACAGCUCUUCAAAGUUGUAAUUUUGAAAUCGACAAAACUACUUUAAAUCAACUUGAUAAAAUUUUGAAAUUUAUAGUUUUGGGUAAGCAAAAGACUGUAUUUUAAAAUGGCAUAAUAAGAUUUUUAGUUUUAGGUUGGCUAUCUAUCUAAAAAUGGCAUUUUUCUCAAAAAAAGCUGAUGAAAAACUUCAAAAUUCAGCGUUUUCUUUCAAAAUUUCAAGUAUUUUGCUAUUUUUACAACAAACCGGCCCAAAUUGAACUCUUGUUUGGAGUGUUUAUGUGUGUAUAUAUAGAAAUUGGGCCCAUAUAUCAAUUUUCAUAUUCAAGUCCAAAGGCCAACACACUUUUUUCCGUUUCGUUCCCAGGGUUUUUGCUGCAAAAUAGCCGAAUUGAUGGUUUUUAAACGGCGUUCCGUGAAAAUGAAGAGCUGAUAAUGACUGUGGACGAGGAGAGAUAAGCGUUUUUGCAUUUGCCUACAGGCUAGACUAAAAUUUCUAAAAAAUAAAAAAAAAAAUUUUUUUUGAAAAAAAAUUUUUUUUUGAAAUUUUUUUAAAUUUAGCCAAAAAAUCAUUACAUAACACUAAAACAAGAUAUAAAAUUUCAAAACAAUAUUAAAAUUUUGCUGGCAGACUGAUAAUACCAUCAAAUGUGCUGAUAAAGGCAGGUGGUAGUGGAAGGUGCAGAACUGAAGGAAAAAACAAUAUCACAAGAUGGUAAUGUUCUUACUAUACGGUGUUAUCGUUGAUAAACUGUCAAUGCAGCUAUUAAAAAUUGAUUCUUGUUUUUUACAGUUUUAUCAAUGAGGAAAUAGGCUUAGGAUGAGGAGGAAGUGAAAGAAGUUUAGGGAGAGUAGAUGAAAGAGGGUCUUAGGAAAAUGAGUGGACUGGCUUGGGGUUUGGACUAAAAUGGAUGUUUUUAGUAUCAUUUUGUAGCCAAGGAAAUAGGCUUUAAAACAAACCUAAAUUUGGGUACUAACGUUUUGGUUUAGGUUUAAUAUAAGCCUAAGAAAAAAAUUUAGAAAUUCAAACAUUUUCAAAAUUUUAAUUUUUAAAAAUUUUUAUUUUUUUAAAUUCAAAGUUUUUAAAAAUCAAAAAUUUUGUCAUUCCCAACCCUCUGGACCAGCUACCGUUCCGCUCUUUUUGUUUAUUCCCGGUCUAAACAGGAAAUUGACUUUUGUCGCAUGGGGAAUAUCGAUGAUCAUGAUAACACCGCUCUCCGGGGACGCGCCACAGAUUUGUUUUUUAAUCUCGGAUUGGGCUGGGGCUUAAUCUCACCAAUAUUCGACAGCUCGUGAAAAUUGUUGAGCUUGGCCGCUUGAUGAGCAAAGAUUUAAAAUUUUGAGGUUUUGGCGUUACGAAGAUGGCUGACAGAUUAGGGAGGUAUUGAUUGGGGGGGGCGGAAACGGGAGGAGGAGGUUGAUGAAAAAGGCUUUUUUGAGAGCAUAGGAAAGGCUUAGGUAAGGGUAGGGAAGGGGAAAGGUACAAAAUGUAUUUUUAAAAGAGAAAAGGGGGGAAGGCGUAGAGGGUAAAAAAUAAGAGGGGAGGGGAUAAAAAUUUUUUUUGAAAAAAAAUUUUUUUCUUAGGCAAGCUUCCAAACUUUCUCUAACAUCUUUUCUAGCUUACACCUCUACUAAUACCCAUUCUCUACCCUCCUCAUUGUCACAUUCUUUCUCCCUUCUCAUCAUCCAUCCCCCUUUACCACACUCUCCCACCUCCCCGCCGUCCCCAUAACUCCAUUCUUCCCCUCGCAAAACGAGCCGCCAAGAAGCAGCGCAAGCCUUUAAGAUGCAAGAAAAUAUUUAAAAAACUAGGAUUAAAAACUUUCAUGUCAUGCCGAAAAAGUAUUAAGCAUUGGCUUUUCAUGAUUAAGUACAAAGAACUUUUCCGGGCAAAUUUAAAAUUAAAACGUUGUACAAGUUUUUGAAGGCCACGGAAUUGGAAAUGGGGUUUUGAAAGGUUUUUUUAUUCAAAUUGGUUUUAAAUUCAAGUUUUGGUUCAAAAGGGUUGGGAAUUUAAAAAGUGAAUUUUUAAAUAGAUUACAAACCGAAAAUUAAAAAUUGUUUUAUGCCAUUUUAAAAUACAGUUUUUUUGCUAUUGAAAACUAAUUGUUUUAUAAUUUUAUCAAAUUGGUUUCAAUAAGUUUUGACAAUUUCAAAAUUGCAACCUUGCAAAGCUAACGACCAUCUAUCUACCUCUCAAUUUUAGCCAAUUUUCGCUAAACCAAAAAAAAUUUUUUUUGCAAUACCCUAAGUUAUAGUUUAAAAAUACCAUAUCACAUGUUUCCAUACCCUCUCCUUCAGUUUUUACCCAUUUUUCAUUCAAAAACUUGCGAAAGUUGGAAGCCAUAAAUUGUGCAGAAACCUUAAGACUCGCUUUUGAAACUUGCUCAGUGUUUCGGAAGAAAGCAUUUAUUAAAGUGCGGGAGGUCUUUGUCGUUUCAUAAAUUCAAUUUUGGCUAUUUUUGGAACGGUUGGGACAAAAAAAUUUAUUUUUUAAAUUUGGCAAAAAAAUUUUUUUUUUAAAUAUGAAACAGCAUGUCCUUCUAAGCCUACACAACAAUUUUUAUAAACUUACCUCAAUUUUAAACCAAAAAAAUCCAUAAAAACUCCAAAAAGUCACCAUUUUUUCAACCCCCCCCCCCCCCCUUAUUUAACUCCUCACAUUUCAUUUGUUUUAAGCCCAAUCCUAGGUUUGGCUGAAUAAUUAGGGGGGGGAGAGUAAUUAGAAGUUGUUUGUUCAGGCCCUUAAUCUUUUGCACUUUCGGCGAACGGGUCAACGCAUCGGCGUAAUUAUUCCUGUUUUUUGUUGGUUAAUGAAGGUAGAAUCUCGGUGCCGUUUCAAUUAAUGGACAUAUGUUAGGUCAUUCGACUGUGAAUGGAAAGAAUUUUGAUAGGAACUUGGGGGUGAAAUCAUGUAUUUUUAGGUGGGUAAGGUUGUAGGAAAGUUUUUUUAGGGUGGGCGGGGUAAAAAUUCAAAAAGAAAUUUUUUUGCGAAAAAUUGAGCUUGGUCCCCCCUGUGGAUCUAAAAAAAAAUUUUUUUGAAAUUUUUUGUUAAAAUUUCUAAAAACAGCUGAGUUUACAUAGUAUUAAACACACAGUACCAACUAUACAGAAAGCACCAAAAAAUUCAAUACAAACACACACAAUUACCUAACACAACAUAUAUACUAGAACCAACAUCCAAAGAGCAGCCAAAACUAAAAACCGAUCAAUCCAUCAAAAUCAAAGCCCAUUACCUAUCCAAAACUUAUCCAUCUACUAGUCAUUUUAAUUUUAAACUUAUCAAUCUUUGCCUUUCUCUACAAUCACCUGUUUAUGUUAUCCUAGAGGGGUUUUACAGAUUUUUCGAAAUUUUGAAUUUUUUUUUAAAUUUAAAAAAAAUAUUUUUCAUUAUACAUUAUUUAAAAUAUAAAACUAUUUUUAAAUUUUAAAAACUAAUUUUUUAAAUAAAAAAAAAAUAUUUUUCAAUAUCAAAAAAAAUUUUUUUUUAAUUUCAAAUUUUUUUUUUAAUUUUAAAAAAUUUUAGUAAAAACUCAAAAUUUUGCUCUCAAAAAUUGUUUAUGCGAUGUGUGUUGUUUGUUUCGGAAGUCGAUGUUCGUCUUUAUUUCUUUUGUGUGCGCGCUCUGAUUGCAUCAGACUCAUUAGACCCAAAGAUUUGGAUGACUGUCAAUCAAUCAGCCCCAAAUCCAAUAAAAAGUCCAACUGAAUUGCGCUAUAACAUUAGGGGUGGAGGGACAUGGACAUUGUGGAGGGAAUGAGAGAGGGGGGGGGGAGGGGUUGAAAAGUCUUGAUUUUAAAAAAUUUUUAAAAAUUAAAAAAAAAUAUUUUAAGUUUUGCCUAGAAUUGCCCUAGUCAAAUAGUAGCUCUGGUUAUUCUAGCCCUUCUCUAGUUUUUCCCAAGUCUUACUAUAGCCUUAACUUAGCCCUACUCAUGCGCUACUCAAGCCCUACCCAUGCCUUACACAAGCUCUACUUUUGGCCUACCCAUGCCUUACUCAAGCUCUACCCAUGCCUUACACAAGCUCUACCUAUGGCCUACGCACGCUCUUCUCAUGCUCUAUCCAUGCCCCAUUUCUACCCCACCUACCCCAACCCAUCCCAAAAACUUCCCCACACCCUCCCUCUCUACCCACCCUCUCAAAACCCCCUACUCUCUCUUAACCAAUCCAUAAAAGCCUGACAAAGUUGAAAAGAAUUAAGUGCGCAGGUGGUUCGACGCAUAAUCACACUCCAUAUGCCUCUCGAGCUGUCGUUUUCUGGCACGCUCUUGACCCAGGUCGAUGCAGAUUAACAGUGCACAAAAGAGAACAAAAGAGCACGGAGCAGAUGUUGUUAAGCAAAUGUACAUACGAAAUUUGAUAGUUAAGGGUUAAGUCGAUAAUAGUUUGAUAUUGGGGCUUAAGGGGGUAAUAUUGUGAUAUUUGGGCUUAAGUGAGCAAGUCUUAUUUUGACCAAAUUAGGCAAUAACUUUUUAUAUGGGUUUAACUGAGUACUACUUUGAUAUUUGUGCUCAAGUGAGUAAUAUUUUCUUAUGUGGGCUUAAAUGGAUAAUACUUUGACAUUUAGCCUCAACUGGGUAACACAGUCUUAUUUGAGCUAAAGUAGGUAAUACUUCCUUAUUCGUACUAAAUUAGGUAAUACUUUUUUGGUAUUGGCAUCAGUUUUGAAGAGGUUUCGUAUUGCUAGUAGUAGGAUUAAAUGUUGGGCGAGGUAAAUUUAAAACGAAGGGAAAAAAAACAAAAAACAUUUUUUUUGGAAAAAAUCAACAGGGGGGACCAAGUUCAACUUUAAAAAAAAAAUUUUUUUUGAAAAAAAAAAUCUGGGCUUAGAUAAAUUAUUUUUUUUGUGUACUGUUGUGGUAGUCUGACCAUUUUCUCUAUUUAGAAAUGGCUCUGAACUUUCAUUUUUUAGUUUAAAAUUUCAAAAAUCACUCCCCAAAACCCAACAGUCCAAAGUACCUUCUGGCCAAACAAAGCCGUUUGAUUAAAAGCAAAUUUGCAUCGUGUGCAAGCAGGUGGCUGCAAAGAUUAACGACUUUUUGUCCAUGUUUACGCAGCCCCCCAAUUUGUUUAUUUUUUGUGGCAAUUUCCUUUCGCUUUUCGCGUCUAAUUUUCUGCAAAGAUUCCAUCUCGAGCGAUAAGCAAGCACAGCGGGUGGGGGCUUUUAAGAGCAACGGCUGGGGGAUAUACAGCGAGAAUUUGAGAAUGGAAAAGGAAAUGAAAUGUGAAAUGUCAGAGAUUAGAAUGAGGCUAAAGAAUAGUGUAAAAUUUGAAAAAAUAGCGAGAUAUGAGCUGAAAAUAGCAAAAAAAAUGAAGAAAAAUUCACAGGGGGGACCAAGCUUAAAUUUUCCAAAAAAAAAUUUUUUUUUGAUUUAAAGGUAUUAAUUAAAAUUGGUAAAAAAUAUGUAUCUUUACAUCUGUUUAGGUCAUGUCUAUUUUAAAAGCGAAAAAAAAAUUUUUGGAAAAAAAAAUUAUCUACCCCCAAUUUAUCCCUGCCAAAAAUUUUUUAAAAAAAUUGGCACUUGCUUUUUUAUUUUAUUCAUUUCGGAAUAUAAAUUUCAUUUUUUUACCCUACCUUCCCCCCUACUAUUCAUUCUCUACACGAUCAUCACCCCCUUGUCCUCUCAAUCUCUCCUUCACUCAAUCCCCUACCACCGACCCCCGUUUAUACUCCCCACCAAUGACCCCCGUUUCCACUCCCCCGCCGUGUUCUUGAACAACCUUUCUCUCUUUAAAACACCGAAGCAUUAACAGCCAAUUACGCCGGCGCAAAGAGGAGAAAAAAACAAGUUUCAAUGGAUCGUCUUACCUGUGGGGUGCCUUAAUGUCUGUGCGCAAAGUGCAAAGAAAAAAGAUUUGGAACGGUCGAAAGCAGGAGAGAAAAGGCAUUGAAACACACAUAAACAGCAUUGAUUUUGUUUACAUCACAAUUUUUGUGCAAAAAUAAAAAAAUUUAAAAAUUUUGAAAAUUUAAAAAUUUCAAAAAAUUUUUUAAAAAUUUUAAAAUUUCAAAAAAAUUCAAAAUUCAAACCAAAAAAUCUUCAAAAAUCAAAUUUAUAACCUAUUUCAUUCUAGAGUACCAUACGAAUGUGCGGAACUGAUCAAGCAAACCCCACCAACACCACCACCCAAGAAGCCAGCACCACGUACUCGCUUCAUGGACGAUGAUUCCGCACAGACUUCAGAAUCCUCACUAUGGCGUUGGAAAGAUCGUCGCUCCUUGAAUCUGGACGAAACAGUGGAAGUUGAUACGGACAAACGUGCCGAAUCCAGUCGCCAGCCCACGAUGACAGUGGUGUUUGAUGCUGACGCUGAUGAGAAGACUUCUGAACCCGUGGACGUGGAGUUUGAUCUGAAGCAAGGUCAAGGAUUAUCGACCGAAUUCGGCGGUAAAUUAUGGCAAUCUAGUCGGAAUGAGGAGUUUGAUGAGGAUGAAAGACCUCCAGCUGUGUUUCAAUGUGAUGGCUACAGUACGAAGAGCGAUUUUUACAAUACGAACAAGAAAUUCUACAGUACAAAGAGUGAUAUUGAGUUCUUCAGUACUGAGUCGAGAUCCGAGUUUCUUGAAGCUACAAAGAAGGUCGAGUUCUUUGAUGCUACUGGAUUAAGUAGAAUGGCUUCUGAAAAGCACAGUAUGACUUCUAAACUUACAGUAUCUACAGUACGGAAACCAGAGUUUCGUUGUACUCAAGCUACUGGCAAGAUCCAAUUCUACAGUAUAGAAGAUGCUGUUGUACCUGAAGGUUCAGAGCUUAAACAAGAUUCUGAAUUUGAAGCUAUGGACCUUAAGGAUUCUGACGCUCCAACUGAAGAUUCUCAAGCCAAGAAGAUGGUUUCAUACCAAGAAUUUGAAGUCAAGAACUUAUCUUUAUAUCAAGAUUCUGAAGCCAAACACUUCUCUUCAUACCAAGAUUCAGUAGCCAAAACUUCUACAGCGCUACACAAAUCUAAUACUCUAGAAGAUACUGUAAUCACUUCUACCACACCCCACGAAAUUACUGAUUUGGCCUACGAAUCCGACGAAGACGAGGACGAAUUCACGGAUUCCGAAUGCGACGACGAUGGAGCACUGCUGGACGGUCGCUCCGACGAAAAACGCCGCCUACGCAAGCGAAAACCCCACCGUUCCGGAAGUGGACGUUCCGAGAAGCGGGCCAAGGAUGCGGACGCAGAUUCUGGAGUCGACGUGGAAGGUGUGGUAGGCGUUAUCGACGAACAAUGCGUUCCAUCGCUUUAG